AUGUCUUUUUCAAAUUUUAAUCCAAAGAUCUAUCAGACAGAUGAUAUUUAAUUUAAAGUAGUCAGUCGCUCGCACUAAGAAUACCAACUGCCUCUAGGUAAAGCCAGCCAUAAGAUAGGGGGUCAAGUCCCUGGGCAUAAAAAAUUAAGUUAAGUAAUCAUGAAUGAUAGCAGCGACAUUUUCAACGAUGGCAUCGAGGGUGGUGGAGUUGAACCCUCAAUCAACGAGUCGAUUCGCUAGAGCAUACAAUGCAGCUUCGUGAGCUCAGAAUGCAAUGAUACCAAGAUGAAGUACAUGGAAAAUCCGAACACGGAGGCCUAGCGAAAUUUAUAUGUGAUGAACCGCAUGAACUGGAUCACAUAUUUAAAAGUUCUUUUUGAUCAGCUGGAGUCAUUCAACUAGAACAAAUAGAAGCAUGUGGAGACCGCCAAUUUUAUUAAAGGCUUCCGCAAAAUUAAGCAUUUGCUGCCACUUCAAACGAGGAAUGAUUAUUAUAAAAACUGUAGCGAGGUGGCCUUCUCUUACAAGGAGGUGGAGAAUGGUGUGAAUAAGAUGCCUAAGUAUAUAACCUGGGACAAUAUCAUAGAUAUAUUCCUCACUAAAUCAUUCGCUUAAUCUAUCAUAUCUAACCCAAAGUAGUCCACUGCAUUUUAAUAAAUCGAUUCAGAGGAGUUAUACUAACAGCAGCCAGUUUAGCAUGAAGAUAGCUAGGUCUCAGAGGUGGACUAUGAGGAGGAUGACAUGGAGCAGAGUUAUGGAUUUAAUCAGAAUAAUCGUUAUGAGAAGCGAAGCAGCGGAGUCUCAAACCACAACAGGAAUCUCAGCAAGCCUUAAGUAUCCUAUGGAGGAAGUAUAUCAACCGACCCUAAUCCAAGGAGGAAGAAAAAUGAGGACUUUUUCCCUAGUUUUGCUGACAGUCUGAUUAACUAUGGCAACGUACAGACAGAACAUCAGAGCUAUCAUCAUUAACCGCAGGGUUCUUAACAGUAAUUAAUUGCGUAGGCGCCACUUCUGUUGAGUAACCCUAAUCUUGGCUUAAAGGACAGAGACGAGGACGAGGCUUGUGAGAUAGAUAGUGACUACUCAGAGGAUGAUGACUGUGAUGGUGAGGAAAGCAAAACUUAGUCAGAUUCCAGAAGGAAAAACCAGAAACUGGAGGAGAGCAUCAGGUCAAGCAGAACCGCCACAUUUAAGUCAGUUAGAAGAACAAGUCAACAUCAAAAUGCAACCAAUAAUGUUCAAAUCUAAAAUCAGCAGUUCUAGCAGUUAACCACUGCGCUAUCAGCUGCAGUUAAUGUGCAGGACUCAUAUUAUGCAACUAUUAAAAAUUCUGGUGUUUCUCAGAACUAUAUGCCAGUUUCACAAAGCAUGCAGCAACAGGUUUACUAUUAAAAGCAGAACCAAUCAAAAAUAUCAGAAGUAAGAAACAGCUUUUAAUAUGAGUAGGAAGAUGGACAGGUAGAAUUAGCAAGCAACCAUUCUUAUGGUUCUUCUAAAUGGCGCACCUUGGAAAAUAAUGCCAAUACAGGCAGCAGCGUGAGAGUUGACCUUGUUGGUACCUUUGAAGAGCAGAACAUGAACUAUGAGAAGUCCACAAGAAUCUCUUCUCUGAACUCCAUUUAAAAGAACAGUAACAAUGUCAAUAAUAGUAGUACCUCUAACAACCACCACAAUCACACACAUAAUAACAUCAACAAUAAUACCAUCCUCUCACACAACAGCAGUCACUCCUCGCAAUCACAGCAUAUCUAGUAAAACAUCUCAAAGAUUUCUGUGGGCCAAUCAUCUCAGGGUCAAUCAAAUCAAUCAUCAAAUAACAUUGACUUAGAUCUCGCAGGUAAAGGUCUCAAGACAUUUGAGAUUGACUACAAGACAGGUGCUUCAGACAAGAGAUAGCUGAGAUCUAUAAAUCUUUCAUAGAAUUCAUUGGUUAAACUUCCCACUGGACUAGAGAAAUCUAUUCAGUUUAUGAACUUGAGCUUCAAUAAACUCAAAUCACUCACUGGCAUAGAAUCUUGUGUGAAUCUUAAAUUCCUUAAUGUCUCAGGCAAUCAAUUGUCCUCAGUUAAUAAUCUAGUGCAUCUUCAGAGCAUUAGAGAAGUCAUCUUUGCCUUCAACCAAGCCUCAAUAAUCAAAGAAUUCGGCUAGCUUAAAAAUCUACAGUUACUAGAUCUUAGUCAUAACAAAAUAAGUGAAAUGGAUAAGGUCACACCAUUACUAUAAUGCAAGAAACUGACUGUGCUAUCCUUGAUGGGUAACACUAUUGAGAAGUAAGGAGCAAACUAUGAGAAUAAUAUAAAGAGAAUGCUCCAGUAAGUGAAAGUACUUGACCCUGAUCAUAUUAAAGAUUACUCAUAGUUCUCUGACUUAGAACAUAUAUGCUUUACAGAUCAGCCAAUGAACACCUCUUAGCUUAUAUUAGUUGAGUAAAUGAGUGCCAUGAAUCUAAGGUAAUUCAAUAGUCAUGAGAAGGCUAAAGAGAAUCCCAUUGAAUAGAGACCAAGGUCUAAGACACCUAACCGUGAACGCGCUAAAUCUCAGCUUGGACAAUAAAUGAUGGAAGGAAAGAUGAAAUCUACUGUGAUCUCUCCUUAGCGAGAAGGAGAUAAGAGAACUUCAAUCUAGAAUUCUAACUCUAGCUAAAAGCCUGUAGUAAAUAAAAUGAACAUGGCAGCGAAUAAGCAAGGAUAAUCAGCGAUGUAUAAUGACAAUCAAUUCAGACUCUAGAGCAAGCAUGCUCAGUAAUAAUCCCAGCCACAGCCACUAAGUAAAGAUAAAAAGGGAGCAGUUACUUAAAGGACUAAUCAAAAUUAGUUAUAGAGAGAUAGGUCUUAAGUAAGUGAAUUUGCUAAAUAAAUGGAGCUACCACACGGUACAACUAGUCAAACUAGAGACAGAUCUACUUCCAAUAUUAGUAGGAACAAUCAAGGUAAGUCUUAUCAAUCGUAGCAAGUAGUUUAAUCAUCCGGGAGAAUGACUGCUUAGUCAAAUCUGAAUUCCAACAAUUAGACUUUAGUCUCUUAAUAAACCACUUAGAGCGCGAAAGAAAACGCCCCAGUUAAAAAAGUUUCACUAAACAAUAAUGUUGCAAAAGCCUAUUGUUCGCAGGGAAAGAUAACUCCUCGCAGAAAUAAUUAGCACACUCCAAGACAAGAAAAAGUUACUCACUACUAUAAAAAGAGUUUUUGCCAAACUGACGAUGAAGCAAGCUUAGUUCUUUCUGAUAACUAGAAAGAAGUGCAUGGUACACCCUCUGAGAAGCAUACAGUGAGAACAGCUCCAACUCAGGAAUCAUCUAAUAAAAAACCAUUAGUAACCAGAGUUAUGAAAAAAGAUGAUUUAAGCUUACAAAAUACCAGUAUACUUUCUCCCAUUUAGAAGAAUAGCAAGUCUAAUCUCUAAUAGCCACAAGUUUAAUCGACCAAAAACAGCAAUAGACCUAUCACUACUCUAAAGCAAAGGAUAGUUAGUGGGAACGUUCAAAACUACAUAAAAAAUGACUCGCUCUCUAGCGAACCUAAAUAAGUCUUGAAUAAUACUACAACAAACAGUCAAUAGACUAAUAACUCUAUCUAUCAAUAUAACUAAUAAUUCAUCCAAUAAUAGCAAUAACAGAUGUCGCAGAUACCUUAGAGCACAAAAAAUAAACCAAAGACAUCAAAUUCCUUUGUAUUUGAUACCUAGCUAAUCUCAUAAAACUAGACUAAUGGAAGGCAAACUCCCCAGUCAAAUGUUUCAAGCAAUAGACCUUCAUCUUAACUAUAGAAGUUCAUCAAUGCCAGUUAUAAACCAACAACCUAGAUCAAUCUAUAAUCAGCUAGGCCAUCCACAUCAUCGCAAAUGUCAAUUCAUUAAAUACCUUCUUAAAAAUUAACUAAUCUCCCGCCUAAGUCAUAUUAGAGAGCAGCAAACCCAGGAGAUAAGAAGUCUAAGGCGGACAUGUCUCUUUCAGUGUUAUCAAAUGGAUAUAAUAACCCAAAUACAAAUGUUAGUCAAAGUUAAAAUCCUCUCAACACCAACUCAUCUCUCUGCAAAAAUCAAAAUAGCAUUUUACAAACAGGAGGGACUAUGGCUGAGGAUGAUAGUCAUGUCGACACUGUUAGCAGCAGAUCCAUGAGUCCAGUCCUUGAAGAGAGCAACAACAUCAAGAAGCUGAAAGUUGACUUGACUUAAUUCAUGAACAAGCAAUGA
Stylonychia lemnae is the source of this 4191-nucleotide messenger RNA. NCBI's taxonomy places the organism in Eukaryota, Ciliophora, Spirotrichea, Sporadotrichida, Oxytrichidae. The record is from the annotation of a GenBank genome assembly.